Molecule: messenger RNA, 561 nt
Organism: Schistosoma margrebowiei
Lineage: Eukaryota; Metazoa; Platyhelminthes; Trematoda; Strigeidida; Schistosomatidae
Source: the annotation of a GenBank genome assembly
AUGUGGCUGUUUGAAAUUAUUUCAAAAAUUUUCGGUUUUUUAAGGAAAGAAGUUAAAGUCUUAGUGAUCGGGUUGGAUAACAGUGGGAAGUCAACGAUAUUAAACAAGUUACAAUCAAAGGAAACGCAGAAUUCAUUAACGAUUCCAACUAUAGGAUAUAAUGUUGAAAAGAUUAGAGUCAGUCAAAUGAUGUUCCUUUGUUUUGAUAUGUCAGGUAGUGGAGCCUACAGAAAUUUAUGGGAAAAGUUCUACAAGGAAUGCGAGGCGAUAAUUUAUGUAAUAGAUAGUUCCGAUGAACUAAGACUUACUGUUGUAGAAGACGAAUUUCAACAACUAUUGAAACAUCCAGAUAUUUGCAAUAAGCGAAUUCCAAUCCUCCUUUUUGCUAACAAAAUGGAUUUAUCGAAUUCUAUUACAGUCAAAGAAAUCGUCAAGAUUCUUGGUCUGGAACAAUUAAGAAACAAAUCAUGGAGGAUCUUUGCUUCGAAUGCCAUAAAUGGUGAAGGAUUAAAUGACGGUUUGAUGUGGUUAUUUGAACAAUUGAAACAAAAUAAUAACUAA